This is a messenger RNA of Apis florea (little honeybee), 4447 nucleotides long. RefSeq lists its product as uncharacterized. The record is from RefSeq and is a predicted model, not a curated record. Lineage: Eukaryota; Metazoa; Arthropoda; Insecta; Hymenoptera; Apidae.
CCGCGUCAGUAGAGAUGCCGCGAGCAAAGCGUAUCGACGACGGUGCCAGUUAGCCGUAGGGGUAGCAUCGGGGUGGUUCCAGCCGAAACUACGGCGCCGACCGCACUCCUCCACUUCCGUUUCGCCCGUUUUCCACCAUUUUUCCCCCCAUCAUCCUUCGCCUCUCACUCUCUCUCUCUCUUCUCUCUCUUUACCCCUUCGAUCAUCUUUCCAUCGUAUUGUAUACACACACACGUUUCGACAUACGACGAUCCGUCGUGUUUUCGUCAAGGGGGGAGGAUAUAUUGGUGGUGGAUCGGUGGAAGGAAGAGAGAGAGAGAGAGAGAGAAAGAGCGAUGAGAGACGAGGAACUCGGGAAGGAUGUCGAAGAGGAAUCGAGAGACGAGAACGAGAGAGAAACUAGAAAGAACAACAUCGGGGAAAUAGAGGAGAUCGAAGAGUAUUCGUGAGAUGGGAAGAUUUCAAGUUUGAUCCGAGAACACGUUCGAAAAGUAACCUGGCUUAAUUGUUUCAACGAUGAAUCGAGAAAACGAAGAACAGCGACCAGUCUCCCAAACCCUUUGCGGGGUGUUGCAAAAAGGACCGAAUUGCAAAUGUUUGGUGCUGUCCGUGUUGAUAUACGGAUGCCUUGCCGCAGUGACGUGGUGUAGAUGCACGAAUGUCACCAAGGUGAUAAUCAAUUUCUCGAGGUAUCCGAUCAAAAGCACGAGACACGUAUCCCCUUGCGACGAUGGCUACAUAUACAUCCCCGUGGCUUUCAUGGGGAUGCUGUAUCUGGUCUAUCUGGUCGAAUGCUAUCACUCGCCGAUCAGAAUCGAUCUGUUACACGCGGAGAGCCAGGACAGCGUGUUGUCGAAGAUAACGCAGUUGAAAAUGGCGCAACCGACUAUAUGGUGGAAGGCUGUCUCCUACCAUUACGUGCGGCGUAAACGACAAAUUACCCGGUACAGAAACGGGGACAAUUACACGACGACGCAGGUCUACUACGAGAGGAUAAACACCCACGCCGCGACAUCCUUUUAUUAUUAUGAUUACUGCGGAGUGAAGGACAUCAGCAAGGAGUUGAUCCUUGAUCCAAAAGUGCCGAUCACCAAGAUCAAUCUCAGCAAGGGAUUCGCGUUCUCGAACAUGAGAUCGGCGACCGAAUUCGAGGAGGCCAGAACGAGAUUCUUCGCCGAGCAAGAAUUGAGGGACGAUUACAUGGAGAUGAGAGAGGGCCUGGACCUCGGAUACAAUCCGAAUCCCACGACUCUCGUCGCCGUCCUCGGCAAUCCUUGGUUCACCAAUCGCUACGUGUACUGGUGUCUGAGUGCUCUGUUGCUCAGCUGGCCGUUGAGAGUGAUCAUAGAAUACAAGACGCAGUAUGCCGAUUAUCAGAUCACCAAGCUGUUCGGAAUCAACUACGACACACCGAGUGGAUGCGAGCCAAUACACGCAUCUAUGAGCCAACAAACGAUCAAUCAGCCGGGCUCUUACAUGCUGGCCCCGAGUUACAGCGAGGCGCUUCUCAUGGAUCCAGCACCCGAUCACCGUCCACCCACGACGGAGUGCCAACAGGACGAGGCCAUAACCGAGAUGGUGCCCAGUUAUUCGGAAGCGUUGCUCUAUCGACGAGCGGACCAAGGCUGCCUCGUCGAUCCGGACGAGGAUUCGAAUCGUCGAUCCGCGUCCAUUCUCGAAUGUUCCUGCCCCUGCCACGCGGCCACCGCUCUCGAGACGAGGAGCGCGCACGAGGAGGAAGAGGAUCUCGCGGCCGGACAACCGUUGAUGGCGUUGCGCGCCGAGGUGCGUGGUCUCCCCCCUUCUACCUCGGGUUGCACGACGGGCGGAGAAACGGUGGCGAGCGGAAAGUGCGCGAGUUGCGGGAAAUACUUGGUCGAGGCGCAGCUGGAAACCACGGAAAUGUCGAGAAGCGAGUGCAGCAUUUCGGGAGUUGUUGCGUGGAAUUCGAGAAGAGGAUUUCAAAGUGCGAGAAGGGGGCCGAGAGCGUCGAUGAUGGCUACGACGACGGCGAUGACGAUGCCGCGGGACAUGUCCGAGCCGAAUCUCAGAUCGAGAUCGGAAUCGUUGGAGGCCGACACGAGGUUCCUCAGAUUGAACGGGCAGAGUUUGAGAAAUAUAUUGGAGAGCGAGCAGGAGGAGGAGGUCAAUGGUGGUGUCGAGGGAGGGACGGAAGGUGAGGUCGAUGGGGGAAGGGAAGGAGAGUUUCGAUCGUCCCUUCGCUCCCUCGACGAGACGAGCUCCUCCCGGCCUUCGAGGAUGGACGCGAGCAGCGGCGCGAUACCGAAGAGGAUAGGCAACAACUCGGCGAGGAGCAGGGUGAUCGCGAAUCCCAUGUCGGACGAGGGGGACGGUUUCGCGGCAGACGCGAACGCGUAUUUCUGUCUCAAGUCGAUCCUCAAGCAGAACAGGCAGCGAAGGUACACCCUGAUCACGGCGAGGGAGCUUCAUAACUUGUCCGACGGAGAGGAGGAGGACGAGGAUAGACGUGGUACGGCGAAUCGGUCCUCCUACCACGAGGGCUGCCCUCCCCCGGCACGCACCCUUCCCAACAUCGGGGAGAAGAAAUCGUUCGAUCCGUUCUCGAGAUCGAGGGAGAGCCUGGACGGGAGGGGAAGGAGGAGGAAACAAUCUGCGGAGAACGAGAAGGGCGAAGAGUGGAAAGAAGGGGGGAGCAACAGAACACUGAUAUUCGCGAGCCCGAUACAAGAGGUCUGCCCCGGCGAUCCCUUCGGGGGGAAGGACGUGGUUCGGACGCGGCAGGAAGUGGACUCGACCACACCGACCGAGGAGGCGGCCAAUCAGACGGUCCUCGGCCAGCUCGGGCUUCGAUCUCUCGAUCGAAGAUCGUCUCGCCGCCGGGAGUGCCGUUACUCGGACACUUCUUGCCCGCCCUCCUUCUCCUGCCCGCCCGACCGCCAGCAUCCCUACCCGUACGCCUUCUCGGCGUCCACGGACGCGGUGGACGCCAUACGGCUCAAGCAGAGCCAAACUCGUGCCUACCGCCACGGCGCGUCCUUCCCCCCCUACGAGGGGGGAUCGAGCGGGGAGAAAGGAGGGGAGGACGAGUCCAAGGGAGACGAAUUGCAGCGCUCGUUCACGGAGAGACGGACGAGAUCGGCGAGGAGCGACGCGAAUUUUCGUCGGAGCUUCACAGGAAGGGUGGAAGAUUACAGAGCGGAGAGCAACAACAAGUGGGCGAAUCUGAAUAUGGAGACGUCAUUGUAACGAGAGGAUACGAGUGAUCGAAACUUUGUAAAUAUCCGUCCUGCCACUUUUCAACAUCCUGUACAUACAUACGUGAUAGAAAUGCGAUUUAAAAAGCGCGGGGAUAACCCCGCCUUCGCUUCCGAGUGAGGAUGAAGGAUCGAUACUUGUUUCUUUAUAGAUAGAGGGAAAAAAUUCGAUAGAGCGUGUAACGCUGUCGAUGUUGCCAAUAUCGCGCGUCAUUCGGAUCUUUAAUGAAAAGGUUCUCUAAACGUUCUUGAUACAAUUUAUAAUUGAACCAGCGUCAAUUAUACGACGUAUAUAUGUGUAUGUAUAUUCGCGUCGAUUCGAUCGUGAGGAGAGAUUUUAAAAGAGAAAGAGAUAGAUUAGGGAUGGAUGAUAAUUGGAGGAUUUUUGAUCGAUUGCAUUAAGCAUCUUUGGAGUUUCGAUUCGAUCUUUCACGGUAUUAUUAUUAUUCUAUAAUCCUUGUCUCGAAUAAAGUAUUUCGGUCCUUGUUUCGAUAGGGCGGAAAUAUUAAAAUAAUUCCUCGUCACGCGAAGUACGAUAGGAUAAUAUCGAGAUAGGUAAAUAUUUCGACUGAGUAUAUGCGUAUUUCGAAAGAUUCGCGCCCUACCACUCGAGGACAUUCCAGUUCUUGCAAAGCGCAAGAAAGUCGUAUUCGUGAAUGAAUGCAAUGCUCGUAAAGAGAAGUUUUUCGCUCAAAUAUAAACGAAGAAAAUACAUUGUAGAUUUUACAAGCAAAAUAGAAGUAAAUCGAAAAGAAAAAAUCCGUUCCGAAAAACGAUUGAAAGUCUUCGCUUCUCCGUGCAAAUAAAAUUACGAAAAAAAGAAAAAAAAUACAUAAGUAUAUAUACAUAUAUAAGUAUAUUUUUGUCUACAUGUUUGCUCGCUGCAACAGAGAAGUAAGAAGCUAUGCGUAAUUCCGAUCGUUUUUACCGAUCCGGUCUCUCGAUAUUUUCAUCGAGAACUUUGUAUUUAUCACAUACGAUAUACAUACAUACAUACAUAUAUAUAUAUAUAUAUACACAUACAUACAUAUAUAAUUAUUAUAAUAUUAACGCGAGGAAACAAAACGCAUUGUUAAUGCUUUUAGGAGGAUAUUUUUCAUAUACUUGAAUAAUGUGUAUCGAUGCCAAUUGCUGAUCGUGAUAAUCAUUAAUAGAAAUUACUAUAUAUUAAAGAAAAGAAAAAUUAAAAGUCGUGGUAUAAUUAGGAUUCU